CCUGGAUGGGCCUAGCCGUCAUGUGCCCGUUUCUUCCUCGGCAGUCUCAUCGGUUCCUUACAGGUCCCGCUGCCCGCUAACUUGACUGCUUGCAAGACGACUCACCAGCCUGCCACGUUUUACCUCCUCAUCUUGCUCUCCAAUUCUCCUGUUCAUUCGCAUGUUUGUCUACACUGCAAGUUCGCGAGGCUCCUUCGGUCGAAGAGCAUGCCAUAGAAUCGUGUCUUUUUCUUGACGGGUGCCUCCGGGCUUGACAUGCAGGUCAUCGCGGUUAUCUGCAGCUCCAGAUCCGAGUCUACAAGGUUCUAAUCGGGCUUGUUUGUGGCGGUGAGACAGCACGAUGGCUCACGCCUCUUUUCCCGUCUUGUCUGCGCCCCUGUCGGUAAAACUAUCAACCAAGAGCUGCUUCAGCUUUAGAGACUCAGUUCCAGCGUUAGGCGCCAUCUAUGGUUGUGUGCGGCAGCGCCGUCACGCGAAGCGACAUGUGCACUCACUCAGUUGCGGGCUGGUUCCGCUCACCUCAAUCAAUCAACAUCAACAUAAAAGCCUGAUAAAACUACCACCGCGAGCCGUCGCAGUAUGGUCGAGAUUCAAGUCCGACCUGCCGGCUGAGCCAGUUCUUUAUUCGCAACUAACCAUUGGCGUGCCAAAGGAGACUCACCCGGGAGAACGUCGCGUCGCUGUCGCGCCACAGAACAUCCCUUUACUGUUGAAGAAAGGUUUCGCGCGGGUCCUGGUUGAGCGAGGUGCUGGCAUCGAAGCUGAAUAUGCCGACGAGGUCUACGAGCAUGUCGGUGCCACCGUGGUUGAUCGCGAGACCGUGUGGUCGGAGAGCAAUAUCCUGCUCAAGGUUCGCCCUCCGAACUUGGAAUCCGAAGUACCCAAUAUUCGAGAGGGGACUGCCUUGAUUUCGUUUCUGCAGCCCAUGCAGAACAGACCUCUUGUCGAGGCUCUCGCUUCCCAGCGCGUGACUGCUUUCGCCAUGGACAUGAUUCCGAGGAUUUCGCGUGCUCAGGCCUUUGAUGCGUUAAGUUCCAUGGCAAACAUAGCGGGUUACAAGGCUGUGCUUGAAGCAUCUAAUCAUUACGGUCGCUUCUUGACAGGUCAGGUCACUGCUGCGGGAAAGAUUCCUCCUUCCAAAGUCUUGGUCAUUGGAGCUGGCGUUGCCGGGUUGAGUGCCAUCACCACCGCUCGCCGAUUGGGCGCGAUCGUCCGCGGGUUUGACACUCGGUCUGCCGCUCGAGAACAAGUACAGUCCUUAGGAGCUGACUUCUUGGAAGUCAGUGUCAAGGAGGAAGGCUCAGCUGCGGGUGGCUACAGUAAGGAAAUGUCCAAGGAGUUCAUCGAGGCGGAGAUGAAACUGUUCAUGGAACAAUGCAAAGAAGUCGACAUUGUCGUCACUACUGCCGCGAUUCCAGGAAGACCGUCUCCUAAACUGAUCACCGAGAAAAUGGUCAGUGCGAUGAAACCCGGCUCGGUCAUUGUCGACCUUGCAUCAGAGGGUGGCGGGAACUGCGAGGUUACCCAGCCUGGCAAACUAAUUGUGCAUAACCAUGUUACCAUCAUUGGAUACACGGACUUCCCAUCUCGACUACCUACACAGUCAACGAGUUUGUAUUCCAACAACAUCACAAAGUUCCUGCUGGCAAUUUCCCCCAAGGACAACCACUUCGGCAUCGACUUGGAAGACGAAGUCGUGCGAGGCUCCAUCGUUACACACGACGGGAAAAUCAUUCCUCCUGCUCCACGACCAGCUCCACCCCCGGCUCCCGUGCAGCAGCAUCACGAACAUGAAUCUAAGCCCGUUGAGUUGACGCCUUGGCAAAGUCAAGCUCGCAAUGCAGCAGCCGUGACCGGAGGAAUGAGUGCAGCUCUUGCAUUGGGAAAAUUGACAUCCCCCCUGUUCAUGGGUAGCGCGUUUACUGCUGGCCUGGCAGGCCUGAUCGGCUAUCGCUCCGUCUGGGGUGUGAUUCCUGCGCUUCAUUCUCCUUUGAUGAGCGUAACCAACGCCAUUUCCGGCAUCGUGGGUGUAGGUGGCUUCUUCAUCAUGGGCGGAGGAUAUUUGCCGGAAACGGUCCCACAAGCACUCGGUGCCCUGUCUGUUCUGCUUGCGUUUGUCAACGUAUCGGGCGGGUUUGUCAUUACGAAGCGCAUGUUGGAUAUGUUCAAACGACCAACAGAUCCUCCAGAAUAUCCGUGGCUGUACGCGAUUCCUGGCGUGCUGUUCGCUGGUGGGUUUAUCGCAGCGGCAAGUACAGGUAUGGCUGGGCUCGUGCAGGCCGGAUAUCUGGUGAGCAGUCUGCUGUGUAUCGGAUCUAUCCAAGGGCUUGCAUCGCAAGCAACAGCCCGAACUGGGAACCUGCUCGGAAUCUUGGGUGUCCUAGCCGGUAUCAUCGCCUCUCUCGGCGCAGUAGGAUUCUCUCCAGAAGUCCUGACACAGUUCGGUGCGAUUGCAACUAUUGGUGGUAUUGUUGGUGCCCUCAUCGGCCGACGUAUUACACCCACCGAGCUCCCUCAGACUGUCGCUGCCUUGCAUUCAGUUGUUGGUCUCGCCGCCGUGCUCACCAGCAUAGGUAGUGUACUGGCUGAUGUCUCGGAUAUCUCAACCUUACACAUGGUGACGGCAUACUUGGGCGUUCUCAUUGGUGGCGUAACAUUCACUGGAUCUCUUGUUGCAUUCCUGAAACUCGCGGGACGAAUGUCAUCUCGGCCCACCAUCCUCCCUGGCCGUCAUAUCAUUAAUUCUAGUCUAUUGGCAGCCAACGCCGGCACAAUGGGUGCGUUCUUGACUAUGGCGCCUGGCGCGCCUGCUGUGGCUGCAGUGUGCCUAUCUGCAAACACUGCGCUCAGUUUUGCCAAGGGAUUCACCACGACGGCUGCUAUAGGAGGAGCGGAUAUGCCUGUGGUCAUUACCGUGUUGAAUGCAUACUCAGGUUUCGCCCUCGUUGCUGAGGGCUUCAUGCUUGACAACCCUUUACUACUAACCGUAGGCUCGUUGAUCGGCGUUAGCGGUUCCAUCCUGUCGUACAUUAUGUGCGUCGCGAUGAAUCGUUCUCUAACCAACGUCCUCUUCGGCGGUAUUGCACCAAUCGCCCAAACUUCGCACGAAAUCAAAGGUCAGAUCACGAAGACCACCGUGGAGGAGACGGUCGAGGCGCUCGCCAACGCCGAAUCCGUCAUCAUUGUGGUCGGCUAUGGCAUGGCCGUGGCGAAAGCCCAGUACGCCAUUGCUGAAAUUGUCUCUCUCUUGCGCUCCAAGGGCGUGAAUGUCCGCUUCGCAAUCCACCCCGUCGCAGGACGAAUGCCGGGACAAUGUAACGUGCUGUUGGCUGAGGCCAGCGUGCCGUAUGAUAUUGUCUUGGAGAUGGACGAGAUCAAUGACGAUUUCCCGGAGACGGACCUCACGUUGGUGAUUGGCGCAAACGACACGGUGAACCCGAUUGCAUUGGAGCCUGGCAGCCCAAUAGCGGGAAUGCCCGUGUUGCAUGCCUGGAAGAGUAAAGGGGUGGUGGUUAUGAAGCGAGGCAUGAGCAGUGGAUACGCGGACGUCCCGAACCCCAUGUUCUACAUGCCUGGCACGAGGAUGCUGUUUGGAGACGCGAAGCAGACCUGUGAUGCUCUCAAGGCCGCGUUGGAGACCAGGUACAAGGCGCAAUUCCACGUCUAGAACGCCACGGCCCCGUCAACAAUACGCCGCCUUGCAUCUAUGUGGAGUGAAGAGUAGCAAGUGGGGGCCCUUUGCUUUCACCGGGGCUCAUAUCAGAUUGCCAGAGAAAUCAAAUCAAAUCAAAUCAAAAAAAGUACGAGGGUUAUUACAAGUUCAUGGGAAAAGAAAAAGAACGGGAGGCAGAAGAUCAGCCAUAGGGAGAGGCGAGGAUUGGUCAUAUGCGAUGCAAUGGGUGACAGCCAACGACCACGUACUCGUUCGCCGUCCUGGGCGAAGUGAUGAUGUGGCUGGCGGAAUAAUCAAUACGGUACUCAUCUGGACGUUACGACGGGACAUUCGAACACCGCCUGGGCAACAGCGGGAUCGUGCAGCGCGUCCAAACUCUGAGCAUUCGCUUGACCAACUCCAGCUGGGCAUCGUGGAAGAACGGCAAGUAAAUUGAGUUGAGCUGAGUGGAUGUUCGUCGUGGGACGGAUUGGAAGCAAGGGAGAUUACUAGCAUCGAAACUUUUUUUUUUUGGUGGGGAGAUCUAGACUAGUCUAUAUUGCAAAUGGGUAGAUCUGGUACAGGACAAUGAAUGCAUUGAAC
Molecule: messenger RNA, 4255 nt
Organism: Cladophialophora immunda
Lineage: Eukaryota; Fungi; Ascomycota; Eurotiomycetes; Chaetothyriales; Herpotrichiellaceae
Product: NAD(P)(+) transhydrogenase (AB-specific), alpha subunit
Exons: 8
Coding region: 341-3667 (1108 amino acids)
Biological process (GO): proton transmembrane transport; NADPH regeneration
Cellular component (GO): mitochondrial inner membrane
Molecular function (GO): NADP binding; NAD binding
Source: RefSeq, a predicted model, not a curated record